This is a messenger RNA of Bombus terrestris (buff-tailed bumblebee), 7662 nucleotides long. RefSeq names its product transcription factor E2F2. Lineage: Eukaryota; Metazoa; Arthropoda; Insecta; Hymenoptera; Apidae. Bases 1908 to 3260 code for a protein of 450 amino acids. The transcript has 8 exons. Gene Ontology annotation, molecular function: DNA-binding transcription factor activity, RNA polymerase II-specific; RNA polymerase II cis-regulatory region sequence-specific DNA binding; protein dimerization activity. Gene Ontology annotation, biological process: regulation of transcription by RNA polymerase II. The record is from RefSeq and is a predicted model, not a curated record. Gene Ontology annotation, cellular component: RNA polymerase II transcription regulator complex.
AGCGCGUGUACUCGAGGGAAGAGAAUCAAAAAGCUUCGAAAAUUACAUAAUAGGAGACUGUGUUAAUCAUUCGUUUGAUUCUUGCCCCCUUUCCUUCGCGAUAAGGCCCACUGUUAAAGGGACUCACUGCCAACAUCAAGCGUGGCUGUUUGUUUCGAAAGCGUACACCCCUAACCAUGGCGGACUGGUACGGUAAUAAUCUAUCAAAACGAUAUAUCGUGACGUUUUAAACUGUCAAAUACGAAUAACCGAUACAUCAAGCUUGAACGUGUCUCGUGAAAGUCGUGAUAUAGGGAUUUUUCACCUACAUGCCGGAGCUUGCGUGGCAGUUUCGAGGAAAACGAGAGGGACAGUUUUGGCGCGUGUGUCUUUUAUCUUCAUGAAAAGCUCGUGUAACUGGUGUGUCUCUAAUUUUCAAUCUUCCAUUUUUCAAUCAACAUAAACGACGUGCUGUAACGGAAAAGCGUGACAUCCUGUACCCAUCGUGGGACAUCUAACCCUAACGGAUAUAAACAAACGUUAUCGCGAAUGCUUGAAAGAUCAUAUCCGUCUAAACAACAUCAAGAGGCAAGUAAAAACAAGUGAACCUGUGAAUAAUUUUCAUGAAAAACUGAGGAAAGGUGACACGAUCUAGGAACUUUUUUGGAUAUCUGCUAUCGCUGGCGGCGCGGUGGUUACGGACGGAGAAAAGCGAAGUGACGGUUUUGGCGCGCGUACUCGACUCCUGUAUACGACCGGCAGAUGGCCGGUGCGCCGGUACGUUAUACGCGCGCGUCCACGAACGCACCGACACAUGACAGGCGCCUAAGCACGUACUACCACCAUGACAGAGACGCGUUCAAGAGUAUAUCGAGUCAGUGGUAGAAGGCCACUACCACAUUGACACUGAGCGUUGGUGAGAGCGCAGUAGAGCGCACGGACACGCGGUUCGGUGUUACUACUACCGGUACAGACGGGUCUAUCUGCCUCGUAGCCCGAGCCAGUUGCCAGCGCGCCAGCUAGCCCCGUCCAUCCAAUCGCCCAGCUCACGAGCCGGCCUCGUGUGCGCGCGCGACACCCCGACAGAAAAGGUUCGUUUUCCUCGCCGGUGGCUCGACCGAUCAUGUCGAGGCGGGGCUUAUCGUGAACUUUAGAGCCUAUACAUUCCUUGGAAGCUGAAAACACGGCGAACGCACGUACAGUUUCGGCCUUUUACGCACGAUUAUUUCGGGUCCCCAGUCUACUACUGCUGCUGCUGCUGCUGCUGCUGCUGCUGGUGCUGGUGCUUGGUUGUCGUUCCUAUUGCUGAGAUCGGCCCUGCAGAAAAUGGAUACCGCACCAGUACGGUAGAGAGACAGAACGAAGCAGAUAUAUAGAAAAACGAGCGUGAAAGAGAAAGAAAGAGAGAGAAAGUGUGUGUGUGUGAAAUAAAGGCCACGCAACUACUACGACUACGACGAGGACAACGACAACCGUUUAUAAGUUGGGAAAGAAGGACAGAGGGAGAGAAAACGAGCGAGGGCGAGAGAAUAGUAAAUCAUAUGUACGAAGUGUGUAUAUAAUAUACCAAAGCGAAAAAGCAAGAGAAACAUUUCGUGCACGGGCUAGCCUCGGAAGACCGGGUUAGGAGAAGCCUCGUCGUCUGGUCGUUUCCCCAGACGAACACGUUUCCUUGUCCUGUCAUCGACAGGCCUACAGUGAAAAUUCCAUCUAGAAAUAUCGGCAACGCGACGACAACGAUCACGACCACGACGGCGACGUAUUUGCCUCUAUCGAGGAGGCACGGAUAUGCCUCGCUCGUCGGCGCUGUGACACGCGCCGCGCCGUGUGCUGGCUGAACCUCCCGGAAGAGAGCGUGGGCCUUCGUCUCAAAAUACUGUGCAGUUUCUACCGCACGCUCGAGAGCCAAGUUCUCCUAAACAAUAAAGAUGCCUCGAGUAAGGAGACAAGUGGUCUUGGAAGAUCCUGCCAGGCCUGUCACACCAGACAUGGUGGAAACUAAAUUAUUGAAACAAGAGUUUUUGGACGAUGGCUCUUUGGAUGAAGUUCAAGCACAAAAAGUGGCUGAAGAAACACCAAGUCCUCAUCUUCAAGACCAUCAAUAUGGACAAACACCUUGUUAUCAAGUAACAAGGAAACCUACACAACCACCACCACGAACUGAACAAAUAUCAGUUCAAGCAGUGAAACGAAGACUGAAUCUGGAAAUGGGAACUACCGGCCCUAGCCAAUCUGCCUUCAAAGCCCCCAGAGGCAAACGUAGGAGAUCUGGAUCAAGUUCUCUGGCUGGCCACACUCCUACAAAAAGUAAAACGGUAGAAAGAACGCGGUACGAUACAUCACUGAGCUUACUUACAAAAAAGUUCAUACAUUUAGUCGAGAGCAGUCAAGACGGUGUUGUAGAUUUAAAUGUAGCGUCUGAAAAAUUAGAAGUACAGAAACGUCGUAUAUACGACAUUACGAAUGUAUUGGAAGGCAUAGGUAUUUUGGAGAAGAAAAGUAAAAACAAUAUACAAUGGAAAGGUGGUCAGUUACCAAACGAUAGGAAUGAUAUCGCUGAUCUCAGAAGGGAAGUGGCAGAUUUAGAAGCUAAGGAAAAUACGUUGGAUCGAUUGAUUCAUGGCGCAGACAAAAAUCUUAGGGAGCUCUGUGCAGACAGACAAUACGCUUAUGUAACGUAUCACGAUUUACGUUCUGUCCCAAUGUACAAAGACCAGGCUAUAAUGGCAGUAAAAGCUCCGCCAGAGGCCACACUUCAUGUUCCACAACCUAUCAAUAACCUUGGUCAGCAAAAGCUUCAAAUGCACAUGAGGUCAUCUCAUGGCGAGAUAGAGGUGUUCCUCUGCCCUGAUGAUCCUACAGUCAAAACGUCUCCCAAUCCGGGUUACACGACGACGCAACCUGUGCCUUCGUCAAAAGAAUCCGAAAUACCUUGUCUGCCUCCUGAACUUCUAACCAAUGAAGAAAGCGGGGUUCGGGUUGAACCAGUACCUUCUGUCGAGAGUUCGUUGAAUACUCGUUUGUCCACACCGGUUAUAUCUGCAGUUACCAGUUUAGCAGGCAUGAGGGACGCACUUUUGUGUGAAUCUGAUGAUUAUGGACCAAUGGGUGGAGGCAAAUUCCAACUCCAAACGGAGGAUCAAAUUAGCACUUCAGAUCUAAGUAUUCUUGAUUUCGGUGAACACCUGCUGUCUCUGGAACCGCCUCUUUCCGAAAACGACUAUUCGUUCGCGUUAGGCACGGAGGAGGGACUUUCGGAUCUCUUUGAUUUCAAAUUCUAAAGGAUAUCGUCCUAAUCGUCGUCGUCGUGACACGCAAUACACGCAAAGACCCCUGUCUUUUUUGGACUACCACUCUGAGUUCGCCUCCUUAGUAUUCGAACGGAUAGAGAUCACUUGGUUAAUCCAAUGAUACCAGCGCUUUCGUAUCGAUUGACAAUUUUUGUUUUAUUAACUUCAAAGGGAACGAUCGAGCAGAAAACGUAGCGCACGAAUCAUCCAUCGGCCCAUUAUACGAAUUGGGAUAAAAAUAAGGAAGAUAUAAGGAACAGGGAUACUCCGACAAUUAUGUUUCAGACGCGAUCAAAUUCACGUUACAAUGAAGAUCGACACGUUGCUCUGACAAUUUUUUUUAUCGAUAAUAAAUAAUUCUGCUUCUUAGGUAGUUUUUGUAAAGACGAAGAAAGAUGGACACGUGUGUAAAUAUAUUAAAAGGUAUACAGAUAGAACGUGUUAUUCGAGUACCGAAUAGUAUUUUAUCAAAGGUGUGUUUCACUAGCGGUGAUUUUUCCUUUUUUUUUCUUUUUUUCCUUUUUUUUUUUUUUAAACAGUUUCCGCGAGAGAUCAAUUGCACAUAGUUGUUAUCACGGUCGGUCCGUAAGUUUCGAAAUUCGGCCUGUGCGAGGAUAAGAAAGGUAUCCAAUAAACGGAGAUUGGGGUGGGGAUAGGGUGGGGGGAUUAACAUAUCAUGAUAAUGUUGAACGCGCGCGGUGAAGUACUUCCAGCUUGAUACGGUCGCGGCCGAUUGAGUUUAGGGGAUUAAUAAGUUAGUAAAACAGCCCUGGUGGAGUUGAAGCGCCGCUUUCUUGUGCAAUGUGUGUACUAAUAUUGUAAAUGAUGCAAGAGUAUGAAGACUAGUUGUGAAAAAAAAACGAUUGAUACAGGAGGAAGAAGAUAUAUUUGAAGUUUCAAAGAGAGGAGAGACUGGUACGAACAACUACGAUGUUUCCCUUUUUCUUUUGUUUCUUUCUAUGGUUAAUUAAUCGAAUUGUAUAAAAUGAAAAAUUAUUAUUAUUAUUAGAAUCGAUAGCGUAUGAAAAGAAGAAGAAAAUAGUUUCGAUGAAAGAAGAUCCCUCCUAGAAUAAUGUUUCUAUCGAUAUAUAUAAUUGAAAAGAUAAGAGCCACGGAAAAAACGUUUUCCGGGCGGUCGCCUUUCUCUUGUCACUUGGACUGACUGAUUGUUCUCUUUUUUCUAAAUCGUGCGCUUUUACCGCCGAGAGACCGCCGUCCGGAAUGGUCGAACUGUAAUUAUUAAAAUAUUUGUCGAGGCGAUCGAUGCGUACAGUAGGCUUUAUCGACGAAGAAAUCGUUUGUAAAAAGAGAAAAUGAUGACAAAAAAACGGAGUGAAAGGGAGAGAGAGUAAGAGACGAAGAAGAUGAAAAGCGCGAGCGGCUGAAGGCAUAGUUUUUAUUCUAUAUACUUUUGUAAUCGGUCGAAUUUUCUGAAUAGAGAGCGACAAUUUGUACAGUUUGAUGCAUGAAGAAAAAAAAAAAAAGAAAAGUAUAUCUAUAAUAAUUGAAUUUAUCUAUCGGUGCGGAUGAAGAACAUUUUAUGACAUGUAAAAAAAAAAAAAAAAAUACACACAUAACGAACACGUACAUAUAUGAAACAUUAUCAUCUUACAGUACGAUCCUACGGAAAAAAAUAUUAUUCAUAUUCUGGCUAAUAGAUCAUGAUCAUCGUGUUGAAUCAUCGUCGUGUUGGAUUAGCUUCUUUGACGAUGUCGUAGCGAACACGGAGACGAACUCGAGCGUACGGUGGGAAAGAUGGAGGAUAGGAAGCAGAGGAAGAAUCGUGUAAAAGCAGAAAACCUUAAGGCGUAUCGUUGUAUGCAAACGCACGUAUAUUUAAUUCGAGUCGUAACGAUAAAGAACGUUUAAGAUUCUUUUUCAGGAUACAGUGUUAUUCUGAACCUGAUAUAUAAGAGAAAAGGGAUUUUUCGAAGAGAAUUUUGCGCCAGUGUCAGCCUUGACUUCUGCCGCGUGAAACGGCGUGGAAAAAAAGAAAGAAAGUUUGAAAGAGUCGGUGUUUCAGUGAAAAAUUUGAUUAAGUACGAGGGAGGAUCAAGAUGACGAAUAUUUGUUCCUUGAGGAAGUCGAGAGCGCAUUGGAGGGAAUUGUCUCAACUGGAAAUCUCUUAAGGAUGUACCCUAAACGUACAACUUACAAUUAGUGUACGUCCAAAGCCAUAGUGCCUACACAAUAAUGAUCACACCCUUCUGCAAAUGAACUGUAAAUAAUUUACAUACUAUACAAAAAUAUAUGAAUAUAUAUAUAUAUAUAUUAUAUAUAUAUACAUACACACAGACAGGCAAAAUGUAAGAACGUGACGACUCCGAUGGACAAAAACGGAAAUAAUAGAGAAAGAAAAACCGGAUGCUGCGGACACCUCAUUGCGAUUAUCACGAUAUAUCGAUUAGUUAGUUUUAAUUACGAUUAAUAAUUAAUUAUUGAUACAUUACACGAGGAAAAUGUUAGUUUAUAAAUUCACUUAUUAUAUAUAUAUUAUAUAUAUAUAUAUAUAUAUAUAUAUGUACGAUGUAUAUGUAUAUGUAAUAAGUACAUAUGUUUUAUAGUCAAGCGAAUAUUGUGCAGAAUAAUCGCUGGAUUCCGAUUACUUGCAAAACUAGGAAACUUGUUUUCUCUUUUUUUUAAAAAAGUAUAGAAACGCGAAAUGUUUCUCCUAGCUAGCUGUACGUGUAUUUAUUUCAACGAAUAACUGCUCAUUUUUCAGAGCAAAAGAGAAGCUAUUAAAUAUAACUUUCCCUCUUGUCGUUUUACCGUCGAAUGAAAUAAAUAAGAUGAAAAUCCUUGGAUACCAUUAUUUUGCACAAUGUUCGUAGCGCGCAAUACCUGUCUGCAACAGAGAGGGUUGUAUUAGUUUCGUUUCUCGUUUCUUUUUCUUUCUUUUUUCUUUUUAUUAAAUUGAUGGUAUCGUGCUUUUUUCAUACGCAUCGUGCAACGAGAGGGUAAGCAAAAGGGAGAAAAAGAAAAACAAAGGGAAGAAGAAAAAGAAGAAGAAGAAGAAGAAGAAGAAAACGUGAAUCGAGAGAGUGCGUGAGCGUGUGUGAAUGGACGUGAUGAUCGAAUGAUGAUAAUUGAUACGAAUGUUCGAUGGUCGACGGUUCGAUUAACGAUCCCGACACACCAGUGAGAAGUUGCGAUAUUUUCUACCUGAAUGUUUGCGGGGAUCUCGGCGAAGUCUGAGCGCGUCCGGGAUUUUAAGAAGUGUAAUAAUAAUGGUUUAUUGAUAUUGUAUUUUUUAUUCUGUUCGAAGAAGGGCUACGUUGUAAAAAAAAAAACACAUCGAUUACAAGAAAAAAGAAAAAGAAAAAAGCUACGAAUAACGUUGUGACGUUUUCAGACUUACCGGGAUCUGUUUACAAUAACUUAUCGCGAAGAUGGCAGUCCAUCGUUUUUCAUUUUUUAAACUCGAUUAUUCGUGAAAAAAGAAAUUUCUGGCUCGCUUCUGGCAGUCUGUCGAAUAAGACGCUUCUCGUAUUUUACAAUGGAUAACAGAGCCUUUCCUCAAUUCUUUUUUCUUUUCUAUUUUCGUUUAGUGGCAGUUUUAUGAUCUUCGCUUAACGCGAUCUAACUCGGCCCUAAGCAUCGAGAAUAAAUUAUUAUUGUUGUUAGCGGCGAGCAACAACGACGAUUCGAUUAUUUAAAUUAUCAAAGGAAACGUAAAAAAAGGAAUAUAAUAGAAACGCGUUGCUUUAGAUAUUCUUCUAUAGAUAUUUCUUUUGGAAUUCGUUCGAUUCUAAUUCGUCGAUGAUUUUUUUCAUCGCUAUUCGCGUGCACGCAUGAUACACGCAAGCAAAUACACUUUUCUACGAAUGUAUUUGAGAGACUGUUCAGAAAUAUUGCUGAAAAAAGUACAGAAAUUAAUUCUGAUCGAUUGUCUUAGAAAGAAAAAAAAAAAAAAUUGAGCGAUGUACGUACCAAUACGACGAAUGAGAAUUUUGUCACAUUUUACGGGCAUGACCCGUCGAACAGUAAAAACAAGACGAAAAAAUGAAGAAGAAGUUACAAAAUAUAACCUUGUGUAACGUCAUAGGGAGAUGUGAUGUUUUUAAUUUUCCACAACCUUUGUGUUUUGCUUAUCACGCCUUAUUAGACGAAAAAUUAUAGUUUUCAUUUACCUUGUUAUAUACAUAUAUAAAGCAGUAAGAGGAUGUAUUUAUUUUUUCGAAUCGGCAUUUCCGUUGUUCGACGUUAAACACUCGUUGCUCGACUGGAUUUUAAUUGCUACUGUAUAUAAUUUUGCACCAGAAAAUUCGUUCGUAAAAGUUGUAUACAAGUUCUAAAUGUCUAUAUCAAAAUAACGAAUAAUGUAGCAGAAGAAAUAUUUUUAUGUACGUUUAAUACGUAUAACGGUAUGAGAAAAUAAAGUAUCAAAACUUGA